Molecule: messenger RNA, 243 nt
Organism: Epithele typhae
Lineage: Eukaryota; Fungi; Basidiomycota; Agaricomycetes; Polyporales; Epitheliaceae
Exons: 1
Molecular function (GO): protein binding
Source: RefSeq, a predicted model, not a curated record
AUGACGACCGUCGACGUCGACCUUCCUGGGGAGCUCACCGACAUGGUCAUUGAACACCUUCACAACGACGUUAACUCACUCAAGUUAUGCUCACUCGUAUGCCAGCAAUGGCUCCCCGCUUGUCGACAUCAUCUUUUCGAAAGCGUGAUCUGUUAUCAGAUCCAGCCUGACGGACGAUCAUUGCAGGACCUUCUGCAUUUUCUGUCUUCUGGAAACCGCAUAGGCCCUUUCGUCAGGAAUCUC